Nannospalax galili (Upper Galilee mountains blind mole rat) is the source of this 2864-nucleotide messenger RNA. RefSeq names its product transmembrane protein 68 (gene Tmem68). Gene Ontology annotation, cellular component: membrane. Gene Ontology annotation, molecular function: acyltransferase activity. The record is from RefSeq and is a predicted model, not a curated record. The transcript has 7 exons. Lineage: Eukaryota; Metazoa; Chordata; Mammalia; Rodentia; Spalacidae. Bases 205 to 1194 code for a protein of 329 amino acids.
UUACCCUCCCAGCGCCCGGGCGACUUCCUCAUAGAGCUCAGCGGAAAGCGGCUGUGCCUGAGGUUCCCGUCUGUCUGCAGUCCAGCCGCGGGAGCUGGCGACGUCUUGACCCGCCGCCCAGUUCCUUCCGCGCCAGUGUUGAAAUUAUAACCUCCUGUGGCAAUGAAGAAAGAGACUGAAUUUGCCAUUUUCAUCUAAAGAAAAAUGAUAGACAGCAAUCAGACCUGUACCGUGGGACAGGAUUCCAUGCCCUAUAUGACUUGUCUGAUUCACGUACUUGAAGAAUGGUUGGGUGUGGAACAAUUGGAGGACUAUUUGAAUUUUGCAAACCAUCUCUUGUGGGUUUUUACACCACUAAUACUUCUAAUACUUCCUUACUUUACUAUCUUCCUUCUCUACCUUACUAUUAUUUUCCUUCAUAUUUAUAAGAGGAAGAAUGUAUUAAAAGAAGCCUAUUCUCAUAAUUUAUGGGAUGGUGCAAGAAAAACUGUGGCCACUCUGUGGGAUGGACAUGCUGCGGUGUGGCAUGGUUAUGAAGUUCACGGGAUGGAAAAAAUACCAGAAGGACCAGCUCUUAUCAUUUUUUAUCAUGGAGCUAUCCCCAUAGAUUUUUACUACUUCAUGGCUAAAAUUUUCAUCCACAAAGGCAGAACUUGCAGAGUAGUAGCUGAUCACUUCGUCUUUAGAAUUCCAGGGUUUAGUUUAUUACUUGAUGUGUUUUGUGCUCUGCAUGGACCAAGAGAAAAAUGUGUUGAAAUUUUGAGGAGUGGUCACUUGUUAGCCAUAUCACCUGGUGGAGUCCGAGAAGCCUUGCUUAGUGAUGAGACCUACAACAUCAUAUGGGGUAAUCGGAAAGGCUUUGCCCAGGUUGCCAUUGAUGCAAAAGUGCCCAUUAUUCCUAUGUUUACACAAAAUAUUCGAGAAGGAUUUAGAUCACUUGGAGGAACAAGGCUGUUUAAGUGGCUUUAUGAAAAAUUCCGCUAUCCAUUUGCUCCAAUGUAUGGAGGUUUUCCAGUGAAGUUACGGACCUACUUAGGUGACCCCAUUCCAUAUGAUCCAAAGGUAACAGCAGAAGAAUUAGCUGAAAAGACCAAGAAUGCUCUGCAAGCUUUGAUUGAUAAGCACCAAAGGAUACCAGGAAACAUUAUGAGUGCUUUGUUGGAACGCUUUCAUAAAAAGCAAAAGGUCAACUAGAAGACAAUUUAAUAUGUCUACAUUAAUAUGUUCAUAUCUUUGGUACUGUCUUUUAAAUUUUUAAUAGGUUGUAUAGUUAAUGUUUUUAAAAAUCAUGUUAAUAAGCAUUUUCUUAGAACUUGCUUAAAUUUAUAUGGUUAAUCUUGUUUUGUAAUUAGUUGUGUCAAAUGUAAUCAAUAACUCAUUAGUUGCUUAAUCAAAAAAUGAUGUUUCAUUUAUCAACCUUAUUAAUGCAUGUAAGAAUAAGUUCUUACAGUUAAGGUUUUUGAUAACAUCAGUUUAGGUUAAGUAGACAUUCCUAAAUAAUGCAAUAGUACAUUCCUAAUUUCUGUAUCUGAUGUACUGAUGUGUUUCUGAGAGAACAUGGGUGUUUAGGUAUACCACAAUUGCUUAAAUUAUGCAGCAGAUACUUUUAUCUGCCCUUAAUUACAGUUCCAGCUUCAGGUAAGCUGUGGAAUAUUUUUGUGCCUCUGUUUAUCUUUUUAAAGCAUGAUAAUGCUGUGGUGAAGAAUAUUAUUUUACAUUGCUUAUAUUUAUUGUGAUAAAUAAGUGCUGUGUGAAAACCACUACUGAAUUAAUGAAUCCCCAAAUCCUUUAGGAGUUAUGUAUAUAUUUUGUCUCUUGAAUGUUGAAAUUGCCCCUUCAGGUGUGAUGUCCAGUUGCCAAGAACAUCCAAAGAGAUGUACUCUUAUAAAUUGAAUAAUUGUGACUUGUAGUAUUUAUUUACUGAAUUGGUAUUCUAGUAUUUAUUUUUUACCAAGUGUCUAAGCAAACAUGGGGUGUGUUGUGAGCCCUAGAGAAUGGCAUUUUAUGAUGGAAGAUAAAAAUCAUUGUCAACCUCUGCCUGCAUCGUGUUAGAAGCUGAUUCUAGGCUGAGGAAAUAAGAAAGCUCUGGUUUUGUUCAGUAAUUGUGGCUCAUCAUUUUGACUUUGCAGCCAGUCAGGUGGCUUAUUAAUUCAAUAAAAUAUACUUGAAUGAUAAAUUUCUGUAACUACAAAGCCCUCUGAAAAUUGUAAUGGCUUUUGAUUUGUUGUCCUGGAAAAUUGAUUUUAAAAGUGUUUAAAAGUAUGUUAACAGAAAAACAUCAGAAAUCUAUUGCAGUAUCACACUUUCCCUUUCAUACGUAUUAAAGUAUUUGGGUUUUAUAUGGACUUUUUAAUUAUAAGUGUAUAUUUAUGAUAUAUAAUGUAUAUCAAAAUAAAGCAUUGUAAAAAUAAAGUGAAUUGUAAUUCAUUCGUUGAGAAAUUGUGUGACAUUCCUAUUUUAAACUGAUACUUCUGUUUGUUGUACUAUUUCUCAGUAGUCAUUCCUUUUAUCUUAGCCACAAUGAAUAAAACCUACAUUUCCAUGUAGUGAGUAUAUUUCAGAGCCAACUGCAGUAAAAGGCAAUUUUCUUCAUUCUUUUUUUUCUCUCUAGCAGUGAACAUUGGGUCAAAAUUGUUAAAUAUAUCCUGAAUGAGUGAAUAAAAGAUUUUAAAGUGAAUGAGAAAAAUAUUUUGGGAAAAUAGUUUUAAAGACUAAAAAAAAAGAGUGUCAUUUGUUGUUAAUGUAAGCAAAAGCUAUUAUUUUAUAGCAUGUAAGUUUUACUGUUCUGCUUAAAACCAUUUUAGGGUCCCUGAUACUGUCAGCUUCCCAUCUUGAUCAAUAAAUCUGUAUCUUUGCUGCUUGAA